AUGGUCACCACAGACCUCCUUAUGGCUGGAACCAACACACCUAUCGCCAAGUUCUUUGUCAACUGUCUGGCCGAGGAGCCGCAGACGGUGGCGGAGUUCUUGGUGCCGCGCAUCCGCCAGGUGCCGGAAGCAUCCAAGUCACUGCUGGGGGACGGAUACAUCCGAUACCUCACCCAGACCAAGGCGUACAGCCAGAUCUUCGCCCGCCUGUUCACUGGCCAGCGCAAGAACCGGUUUGUGGCGGAGGACUGA
Messenger RNA from Chlorella variabilis, 252 nucleotides. RefSeq lists its product as hypothetical. The record is from RefSeq and is a predicted model, not a curated record. The transcript is spliced from 3 exons. Bases 1 to 252 code for a protein of 83 amino acids. NCBI's taxonomy places the organism in Eukaryota, Viridiplantae, Chlorophyta, Trebouxiophyceae, Chlorellales, Chlorellaceae.